GCUCUCCUCGGCCCGGCUCGGGCUGCCGCGCCGGUGGGGGUGGGCGGCGGGGAUGACAGCGGCUGUGGCGGCGGCUGCGGCGCGCGGCUGAGCGAGCGGGGAAGAGGAAGUGGAGCCUCGGCCCGAGCUCCGGAGUCAGCUGGCGCGUGGAGCGCGGAGCUGGGGAGACUUCCCCGCCGGCGCCUGCCCUGCCCAGCCCCGGGUUCCGCGCCCAGACGCUCCUUUGCCCGCGGUCCGUGCUUGUGGCCGCGACGCCCGGGCGGGACGCUCCUGGCUCCGCCGUACGGCUCCACGCCUGCGGGUUGGUUGGCAGCCUUCCUACCACUGUGGGUCGGAGCCCCUAGCCCUCCGCCCCGAGAUUAGCGCUUGGGUGGCCCCAGCCUCCGGACCUGGGCGCAGAGGAACCCGGACGCCCCCAAUCUCGGGACGCCAAAGACCCGACCCUUCAGCUGCCUCGAAUCAAGCGCUUCGGACUUGGAGCGCCCGAGAAGCCCCGGGCCGCGUCCAGCGCCCCAGGUGGGGUCCCGGCGGGCAGGACAGUCGGACUGAACCCCCGGACUGGUGCUGCGAGCUGUAGUCGCUGCCUCCCUCCCGCCCUGGGCUGGGGCUCGGGAUUCAGCGCUCGCCCGGAGGAGAGCACCGGCUCGUUCCGUCCCGGCCAGAGCCGAGGCUGCAGGCUAGCGACUGGCCCAGGUGGAUCCCCAGGGAGGACCUUGGCACUUCUCUUCCUGACAAGACCUGAGCUCUGCCAGUGACGUGACAUCACUGCCUCCGUAGACAGAAACCCCCAGGAGUCCAGCCCACUGCUACCACUACCUUCUUCCAGGACCAGCGGGGGCUCCAUGGGCGCCUGAGGGCCCGGCGCCAGGGCCGCGGGCACGAGCAUGGUGAGACACCAGCCCCUGCAGUACUACGAGCCUCAGCUGUGCCUCUCCUGCCUCACGGGCAUCUACGGCUGCCGCUGGAAGCGCUACCAGCGCUCCCACGAUGACACCACGCCGUGGGAGCGCCUGUGGUUCCUGCUCCUCACCUUCACCUUCGGCCUCACACUCACCUGGCUCUACUUCUGGUGGGAAGUCCGUAACGACUAUGACGAGUUCAACUGGUACCUCUACAACCGCAUGGGCUACUGGAGCGACUGGUCCGUGCCCAUCCUCGUAACUACAGCCGCCGCCUUCACGUACGUCGCAGGCCUCCUGGUCCUGGCACUAUGUCACAUCGCUGUGGGGCAGCAGAUGAACCUACACUGGUUGCACAAGAUAGGGCUGGUGCUCAUCCUGGCCUGCACGGUGGUGGCCGCGGCCGCUGUGGCCCAGCUGUGGAAAGACGAGUGGGAGGUGCUGCUCAUCUCCCUGCAGGGCACAGCACCGUUUCUGCACAUGGGGGCCCUGGCCGCCACCACCGCCCUCUCCUGGAUCGUGGCAGGACUGUUCGCCCGGGCGGAGCGCUCCUCCUCGCAGGCCACCAUCCUCUGCGCCUUCCUCGCCGUGGUCUUUGUGCUCUACCUGGCCCCUCUCGCCAUCUCCUCUCCCUGCAUCAUGGAGAAAAAGGACCUGGGCCCCAAGCCUGCCCUCAUCGGCCACCGCGGGGCCCCCAUGCUGGCUCCAGAGCACACGCUGAUGUCUUUUCGGAAGGCCCUGGAGCAGAAGCUGCAUGGGCUGCAGGCUGACGUCACUAUCAGCCUGGACGGCGUGCCCUUCCUCAUGCACGACACCUCCCUGCGACGCACCACCAACGUGGAGCAGGAGUUCCCGGAGCUCGCCCGCCGGCCGGCCGCCAUGCUCAACUGGACCAUCCUGCAGCGGCUCAACGCCGGCCAGUGGUUCCUGAAGACGGACCCCUUCUGGACGGCCAGCUCCCUGUCGCCCUCUGACCAGAGGGAGGCCCAGAACCAGUCCAUCUGCAGCCUGGCAGAGCUCCUGGAGCUGGCCAAGGGCAACGCCACACUGCUGCUCAACCUGCGGGAGCCGCCCCGGGAGCACCCGCACCGCGGCAGCUUCCUCAACGUCACGCUGGAGGCUGUGCUGCGCUCCGGCUUCCCCCAGCACCAGGUCCUGUGGCUGCCAAACAGGCAGCGGCCCCUCGUGCGCAAGCUGGCUCCCGGCUUCCAGCAGGCAUCAGGCUCCAAGGAGGCCGUCGCCAGCUUGCGGAAAGGCCACAUCCAGUGGCUGAACCUGCGCUACACUCAGGUGUCCCGCCAGGAGCUCAGGGACUACGCAGCCUGGAACCUGAGCGUGAACCUGUACACUGUCAACGCGCCCUGGCUCUUCUCCCUGCUGUGGUGUGCGGGGGUCCCGUCCGUCACCUCUGACAACGCCUACACCCUGUCCCAGGUGCCUUCCCCUCUUUGGAUCAUGCCGCCGGAAGAGUACUGCCUUCUGUGGGUGGCUGCUGACCUGGUCUCCUUCACGCUCAUCGUGGGCAUCUUCGUGCUCCAGAACUAUCACUUGAUCAGGUGGCGCCUGGGUGGCAUACGGAGCUACAACCCUGAGCAGAUCAUGCUGAGUGCGGCGGUGCACAGGAGCAGCCGGGACGUCAGCAUCAUGAAGGAGAAGCUCAUCUUCUCAGCAGAGAUCAGCGAUGGCGUGGAGGUCUCCGACGAGCUCUCCGUGGGUUCAGACAACAGUUACGACAUCUACACCGACAGCACUGCCACGUCUGUGGGCCCCCGAGGUGGGGGCAGCCGCGCCAAGACCCUCACGGACCGCAGCGGGCGUUAACGGAAGACCUGCCUGUCCCAGCCAAACACAGACACUGGGGGAACCCGGGAGAGCUGGCAGAAGCGUUUGGACUCCCAGUGCUCUGGGAGCCGGCUCCAGCCAUGGCCUCUCCCCUGGUCAGACGACCUGCCUCUCAGAUGCCCCGGCAGGCCUGGGGCUCCUCCUGGGAAGUGCGGGCCUGGGCUCCCUCCCUGCACCUAAGCCUGGACGCUCUGCUGGCUCAGCGGGCCACAGGCCCUCGUGGCAGUGGAGGAGAGGACGCCCACCUGUGCUCCCUCCGUGCGUCUGUCCUGUGCACACCACCAGGUGACUGACUCCUCUCACACAUCCGGCCUCAAGGGCCUGGGCUGUGCCUCUGCCCUCCCAUCAGGCUCAAAGCACAAGGAGGUUUGGUUCAGGAAGAAGGCCAGCCGCAGCGGUGGAGACAUGCGUGCCCCCCCCCCCCACCGUCUCCGCCGGGCCCUGCCCCAGGAGCAGCCGGAGACGGCCAGUGGUGCAGAGACCCCACAGACUGGCCACAGCACACGGGCCACCUAGGGAAAGCGUGCCGGGCAGCAGGCCUGCGCUGGCAGGAGCCUGAGGGCGCCAGCUGAGACCAUUAAAGCUGCCGUCUGGA
Molecule: messenger RNA, 3336 nt
Organism: Oryctolagus cuniculus (rabbit)
Lineage: Eukaryota; Metazoa; Chordata; Mammalia; Lagomorpha; Leporidae
Gene: GDPD5
Product: glycerophosphodiester phosphodiesterase domain containing 5
Biological process (GO): positive regulation of neuron differentiation; lipid metabolic process
Cellular component (GO): plasma membrane
Molecular function (GO): glycerophosphodiester phosphodiesterase activity
Source: RefSeq, a predicted model, not a curated record